GAGUGCAGCAAAACAAAACUAACAUGCUGUAAUAUUUUUAAAAUGUUGCUUUUGUUGAAUAGUGUUUAGACAUAUCGAAACAGUAAUCGAUAAUUCCAAUCCAUUAGAAUUUUAUCCUUAUAUUUAAAAUUAUUAAACAGACAAAUGUGUGGAAUUUGUUUUUCACUUGUUUUUAAUGAAAGAUCUACUUGUGAUGAACAUCGAAAUCAUGUUUCGGAGAUUUUAUUAGAUAGACUUAAACGACGGGGACCUAAUCAUUUUGAAACCUUAUCAUCUUCAUUUUCCAAUGUUUUGGAUUUGUGCUUCAUAUCAUCAGUUCUACAAUUGAGAGGAUCAUCUCCUUCUUUACAACCUGUUACUGACAGUUUUGGUAACAUUUUAUUAUGGAAUGGAGAAAUAUUUGAUGAAACUUUGGUUAAGGAAUGCCAGUCUGAUACCAAAUUUUUAAGUGAAAAACUAUUCAACUGUACAGGACCCAGUGAUGUUUUGUCUGUUAUAGAAUCAAUCAAAGGACCUUUUGCAUUUGUUUUUUAUCAGAGUAAUGGCUUGCUUUGGUUUGGACGAGAUGUAUUUGGCCGUAGAAGCUUAUUAUGUAGGUCUGAACCUGCAGCAUUUUAUCUCUGUUCAAUUUCUGAUGCUUCAGAUGAGUGGCAAGAAGUCUCAGCAAGAGGUGUAUAUUGUUUGGAUUUAAAGCAGACUAGCACCAAAGAUUCUUUUAUCAUCUAUCUUUAUCCAUGGUCUUCUACUCCAUCAGGAUCAUGUUUGUCUCAGAAUUCAGAUGAAGCUUCAACUGGUGUGAUAUUGACAGUUAAAUCUGAAAAAUCGAUUAAAAAUCCAAUUUCUAAUAUCUUAAAUAAAUCUUUUCCAUCUGAUGACCUUCUGAACCUCUUCAAGUUUCCAGAGGAAAAUAUGAAGAAUAAAAAAUGGAAUGAAGAUUAUAUUUUCAAAGAAUUUUUAGAAAUGUCUGAAAUGAGUGGACCAUUGUUAGAAUUUGAAGAAGUGCUCUCAAAUGCAGUAAAAAAAAGAGUUCAAAACCACCAACACAUUUGUAAAAAAUGUUAUACGCUCAUUAAUGACACACAAAAAUAUUUUUCUUGUGAUCAUGCAUCUGUUGGUGUAUUAUUUUCUGGUGGCCUUGACUCGAUUGUUAUCGCAUGUCUAGCUGAUAGGCAUUUGAAGAGUAAUGAACCUAUUGAUUUACUUAAUGUUGCAUUUGCUAGCAACAUGAAUUUAAAAAAGUUAACUGCAGCUAAUAAACUUUCAGCUUAUGAAACACCUGACAGAAUUACUGGAAGAAAUGGUGCCAUGGCAUUGCGUAAGAUUUGUCCGAACAGGAUUUGGAAUUUUGUUGAAGUUAACAUAACAGAAGAAGAUUUAAUAAAUGAGAGGAGAGACACUAUUAGUCAUCUUCUUAGACCUUCGUACACUGUUUUAGAUGAUAGCAUUGGUUGUGCUCUAUGGUUUGCUUCUCAUGGGAAAGGUAUUUUGGCUUCAGAUAAAGGCUGCGAAAAUUACAGUUCCCCUGUUAGGGUCUUGCUUGUCGGCAUGGGAGCUGAUGAACAACUUGGAGGCUAUUCUAGACAUAGAGCUAAAUUCAAUUCUUUUGGUUGGCCUGGUUUGAUUGAGGAAUUGACAUUAGAAUUGGACAGAAUAAGUUCAAGAAAUUUAGGAAGGGAUGAUAGGAUUAUUGCUGAUAAUGGUAUUGAAUCUCGAUAUCCAUUCCUUGAUGAAGAUGUUGUUUCAUUUUUAAAUAGUCUUCCAGUGUGGUUAAAGAUGAAUUUGAAUUAUCCGAGAGGAAUAGGUGAAAAAUUGCUUCUACGACUUUUAGCGUUUAAACUUGGUUUACAUGAAGCGGCUGCUCUGCCGAAACGAGCUAUACAGUUUGGCUCUCGUAUAGCUCGGAUAGAAAAUUCAAAAGAAAAAGGAUCAGACGUCUGUGAAAGAUUGAAAAAUUUAUGAUAAUUCAUGUAAAUAAAGUUUUUAUAUUUUUAAAUAUAUAUAUA
Molecule: messenger RNA, 2003 nt
Organism: Argiope bruennichi
Lineage: Eukaryota; Metazoa; Arthropoda; Arachnida; Araneae; Araneidae
Product: asparagine synthetase domain-containing protein 1-like
Exons: 12
Coding region: 145-1959 (604 amino acids)
Molecular function (GO): asparagine synthase (glutamine-hydrolyzing) activity
Source: RefSeq, a predicted model, not a curated record